UAAAUAGACAAACAAUGAGGCCUGAAAAUUCGGAUGAAAUUGAUAUACCUCCUGGAGGACCUCCCUAUACAAUUUUCAUGGGUAAUUUGCCAGACUAUGCUCUAGAAUGCGAUCUUGAAAUGAUGCUGAAAGGACUUGAGCACGAUCGCAUUCGUUUGGUUAAAAGCAAAGACACGGACGAGUUCAAGGGGUUUGCAUAUGUUGAUAUCUUAACCCCGGAAUCUCUUGUUGAAGCGUUGAAACUAAAUAAUUCAAGGCUAGAUGAAUAUCAGGUGCGAGUAAACCUAGCCGACAACAACCGAGGGAAUAGACAUCAGAGAGGUGGACAGCGUGGUGGAAACAUGCAGCAACAAAAUAAUUUUCGGAGCCGCGGCGGCUACAAUAACCGAGGAAGUUCUCGGGGAAUGGGCAAUUAUAAUUCCAGAGGGGGUAACCAACGUGGCGGUUUCAAUACUAACCUGCGGGGUUCUUACGAAAAUACUCGUGGGUCGUACGAUAAUUCUCGUGGGUCAUACGAUAAUUCUCGUGGUUCUUACGACAACCCACGCGGAUCUUACUACACUAAUAAUCACCGAAGUAAUUCCACCGGUGUGCAUCAUCAACAUAGCCAAGGCUAUGAGGAUUACCAUAAUUAUCAGAACUUCCAACAACAGAGACCGAGUCAUCAAAACCGACCGAGCAACCAGAGGGGCAUGCAACGUGGUGGCGGUAACUACGGACCGCCUGAUCGCGGCUCGUAUAACAAUGGUGGGUGGAACAAUCAACGUGGAGGAGGCCGAGGCGGUUGGAACCACAACAACGCAUAUCACCAGCAUCCACCUCAUCAUAACAGUCAAUUCCACCCUCAACGAAGCAGGGUGACAUCUACAAGUAGCCGAAACAAUGACCCUCCUCUGCAGCCGUUGACCGAAGAGGAGAGAGCUAACCGGCCCAGAUUGAACUUGUUGCCCCGUUCUGUUGGUGCUACUAGUGAAUCGGGGGGAGCUGCCGCCGGAAAUGAGUUCGUUUUGACAGAGCGCAAUGUCUCGAUUUUCGGCAAGUCAAUAACCCGAAGUGCCAAUACAUCGCUGGACAACUCACCAGCUACAACAAUGGCCGACCCAGCAAUCAUCUCUGCUUCGCAAAUGCAGUCUGCCAAUUCGGCCGAAGAUGUUGAGCAUUCUCCGGUCUCGUCUGGUCACGCUAGUUCCUCCAACAGCCAGAAGUCACCAGCUGGAGUCCAGGGAGACCCCGGGCCACACUCGUUUUCCACGCCGUACGGAGAUAAGCCGCCGGAUAUGAGUGAACACAGUGACUCGGGUUUCAGAAGCGAAGAUGGAAACGGGGAAGGACAGAACCGCUUCACUCCCGACAUGAAACAAGUUGAAGGCCGAGUGGAAUCGCUACAAGUUUGAACGAAGAACACCAGUUUGUUCAUCAAUGCAGCUUGCCGUGGAUUAGAAUAAAAUUCAAUUUCCAAUUUAAUUCUCAUUUAUUAUUUCGCAAAUAAACUUGAUUUAAUUGGAGGCAGCAUCUAAGCUAAGUAGGAUUCCAAAUACAAAACUGGUAUUUAGAAUUAUCUCUUAAUUUUAGUCAUUGUCGAGUAAAUUUUUGUUAACAAGCUUAUCACCAACUGAGCUCACGUCUAACUCGAUAGAGCGUGCCGAAAUGAACUUGUAAUAAAUUUCCUUUGCUUGUUGGGCAUCUAAAUUUAUGUCAAUGUAUAUUUUCAGUAUAGACAAAAUUUUUCAGAUUUGUUCAAACUUCACUUUACGAGUGAAAAACUAGAGGCAGUAUUGCUGGAUACAUUAUUGUGUUUUACUUUCAAAGUAUAUAGUCCAUGCUUUGUUUUCAAAAUUUCCUGAUUUGGAUUUGAAAAUGUUGAUAAACAUUGAGUUGGAAAAUGAAAACAAGGUGUCUGAUCGUCGAUUUACAAAAAUAUCUCUUUAAAUAAUUACAUUCUUUUUCAUCGUUCAAUCCUAGAGAAAAAUGCUUUGAGAUUAAAUCUUGUAGACCAGAGUUUGUGGUUGAACGAGCAAUUUCAUAUAUAAACUUAUAUUUUCUCAAAAUUCCAUAAAUAUGACGAUAAAAAUUAAUCUCUUACUUCG
Molecule: messenger RNA, 2087 nt
Organism: Symsagittifera roscoffensis
Lineage: Eukaryota; Metazoa; Xenacoelomorpha; Acoela; Convolutidae
Product: heterogeneous nuclear ribonucleoprotein A1-like
Exons: 8
Coding region: 15-1394 (459 amino acids)
Molecular function (GO): RNA binding
Source: RefSeq, a predicted model, not a curated record